UCGCUGGAGCUGUCAAUCAUUGAGCCGUGGGUGGGUCGCGAGGGGGAAAAAUGGCUACCCUAUCUGUUAGCGAGCCUCAGGAGAUGGAAGUUGACAGGAGGGGCGAGUCGGAGGAGUCCGGCGAUGACGAGACCAAGAGGAGGAGUGUCAAUGGAGAAGUCGAAGACCUGCAGCGAGCUUCCACAGCUCCAGAGGAGUUGCCUGUCGAUAUGGACACCAUCACUCUCGACCCUAAUGAGGAGGACGUGGAUCUGGUCCACUGUCGGAUCGGGAAGAUCGAAGGACUCGAGGUCUUGCAGAAAGCUAAGACGCUUUCUCUCAGACAAAACCUGAUUAAAAACAUAGAGAACCUGGAGAGCCUGGUCUCGCUGAGGGAACUGGACCUGUACGACAACCAGAUCCGCAAACUGGAGAACCUGCAGGCUUUAACCGAGCUCGAGCAGCUAGACGUAUCGUUCAACUUGCUGAGGAAGAUCGAAGGUUUGGAGCGUCUGACGAAGCUGAAGAAGCUCUUCCUGCUGCACAACAAGAUCACGAACAUCAGCAACCUCGAACACCUCACCGGCCUUCAAAUGCUGGAGCUCGGGUCCAAUCGCAUCAGGAUCAUCGAGAACCUGGACACGCUCACGUCUCUGGACAGUUUGUUCCUCGGUACGAAUAAGAUCGCUCAGCUGCAGAACCUGGACGGGCUCCACAACCUGACGGUCCUCAGCAUCCAGAGCAACCGCAUCACCAAACUAGAGGGACUGCAGAACCUGGGGAACCUGAAGGAGCUCUACCUGAGUCACAACGGCAUCGAGGUUAUCGAAGGCCUCGAGAACAACAAAAAACUGACGACUCUGGACAUCGCAGCGAACAGGAUAAAGAAGAUCGAAAACAUCAGUCACCUCACAGAACUGCAGGAGUUUUGGAUGAAUGAUAAUCAGAUAGAGAAUUGGAGCGAUCUGGACGAGCUGAAGAACGCUAAAGGUUUAGAGACGGUGUACUUGGAACGCAACCCGCUGCAGAAGGACCCUCAGUAUAGACGCAAGAUCAUGCUGGCAUUGCCCAGCGUCCGGCAGAUCGAUGCCACCUUCAUCCGCUUCUGACCUCCACACACACACACACACACACACACACACACGUACACUCACACACACUUCGCCUCUGCUUUUCCUAACCAUUAGCCAGAUCUCAAACACACCAUGCUCAUAUGCAAACACCCUUUACUAAAACACACACACACACACACACACACACACACUUGAGCUGUUCCUCCUCCCUCCACUUCCAAAGCUUCGUCCAUUUUUGGUCAAAUAAAACACACUCUAUUAGAACAUGUGCAAGAGUACCCUUUAUGCACAACACACAUACACACACACACGUCCCUAUGCUACUGUUUGGUUUGAGACAUUAGAAGGACAGGAAGUUAAUGGUGAUCAGUGUUGAGUCUCGUCAUACAAUAUGUUUUAUUUUAAUAUUGGAUCAGAAAAAUAAUCCAGAAAGUAUUAUUAUUAUUAUUAUUAUAAUUAUAUCAAGAUUUUCUUGGCAUCUCAGGCUGGAAAAAGUUUAUGAUAUUAUUACCAUAACGAUUCAGCUGAGGAACCAGGAACUCUUGGGGGCGGAGCUUGCUGAUUUGUCAACCAUAUAUUUUAGUUAAAAAAAAAUUAAAAAGCGACAUUUUAGUGCAAAUUAGUAACGAAUCAUUAAUGCUUCGCAAUAAAACAAUCGGCUCUCGUACGUUCCUCAGACCAAUCCCGUACGUCCUCUGUGGCUCAGCUCCGGAAGCUCCGCCCACACAGACCUGUGAUUGGUGAUCGGUCCUGAUUGGUAGCAUUUAUUAAACGAAACAUACGAGACUCUGUAGCAAGCGUCUGGCUUUAAAAGCGUUUGGUCAGCAAAGCUAAAAUAAAUAACCGCCGUUUUAUUUCCUCCUGGGAUUUAUGACCAAUUUAAAUAUUUUGAACAAAAAAAAAAAAAACAGAGAAAGGCCACGCCCACAAGAGACAAACAGUUAAGACUUAGCUGGAUUUGCAGUGCACUUUUUUGGUCUUGUCUUUAACACAGAACAGGAAUUUGUGUCAGGAACCAUGUCGUACCUCUAAAGGUUCCUGAACUUCGCACUCCUUCGUUCACAUAUCGAUCUGCUGUGUGAUUAGCAGCCUUUAAAGUAAACAAUUUUAUCUGUCAUGAAUUUGGUGGGAAAAUGUAAUAAAAUAGUAAUAAUAAUGAACUGCCUUUCUGGGCUUCUAUAGAACACAGUACGAUUAUUUUCAGUAUCUUUUCCGGAUGUUCUCUGACCAAAUUUUACAAUUUAAACGUAUAAAAUGUACGACCCCGUGUGCAUGUGAAACACCGGGCGAGAGUGUUUUUGUGUUUUAUCGUGCGUUUGAUCCCGCGUUAAACACUACAGCUGCAGAAUUGCAUAAUGCCGCUUUAAUAUAUAAAUACGACCACAGCCUUCGCACUGGAAUGAAUUUGGCUAAGUUCAUUCAUCUCUGCUAUUUAUUUAUGAAGUCUUAAAGCUUUGAUUUAUUCUGUUUCAUUCGGUAAAACUUCUAUAAAGCCGCGUUUUCCUGCGCCAAGUGACGUUUUAACGACGUGGUUUUAAAGCUACAAUCAGUGAUGUGAAAGCUAUAAACUGGAUUAUGGCGGAUAUUUUGUGAUGUCACAAAGUUUUUUCACUUGCACCACAACUCCUGAUCCUUUAAACCAACAGGCCAUGGUUAUAUAUAUAUAUAUAUGUAUGUAUGUCCUUAGCAUUAGCGUUUUAGUCCACCAACAUCUCACUUGACCACCAUUAUGUGAUCGUUGCCAUGGUUACAUCUCUCGCGCUGUUCUAGUCACCUCUAAUUAAAACAUUUUCACGUCAUAUACAAUACUAACAAUUAGUUUGAUGGUUUAUUGCAAGAGAGAAGCCGUCGCCGCUAUACCUGCUUGUUGUCAUGGUUACAUUCCAGCAUGGUUGCUCGGUAAUAGCUAACAAGGCUGAUUAGAGAUUUAGCUAGCGCAGCUUUAAAACAGACAAAGGAAAGACAGAGCUACGGUGGAAAUGAUACAGAACGAUCCGGAACGUCAACAUUUACCUCAGGUGUGUUAAUAGAUUAGUAAGAAAAUGCUCAGUACGACUACAGUUACGACGUGAUUACGUUUAGCAUUAACCGCUAACUCAACCCCCAUGGAUUUCUCCACACUGAGGUACGACAUUACGUCGUUAAACUGGGAGCGGUCUGAAGACGUCAGCUGUCUGUCUUGACAUAUUAUGAACGCUUUUGAACAAAAAAUGUACAUAACUAAUGAAGAUUCAAGUCAGCCAAUCAGAAACGAGUAUAUUCUGUUGCUCAACAUAUCAUGAUGUUUAGCAUCGCUAACACUAUUAAAUAAUAUUAUCAAAAAAUAUCAUUUAAUUGAGGAAAGAAGGAAGAGACAUUUCGUGAUACCUACAAAGCUCCCAGAAAAUUUAUCGCGAUAUUGAUAUCAUAUCCCCACCUUAUUCAUUAUUAUUAUUAUUAUUAUUAUUAUUAUUAUUAAAGGUAUAUUUGCCAUUUCACUUUAGGCUUUAGGGUAGAUAUACUGUUUAUCAGUAAUUAAAUAAAUAAAAAUCAGUGCAUAAAAAUGAAAUAAGCAUUUAGUCAGUUAAAGUGUAGAUUAGAUAUUUUUAAAAAAACAACAAAAAAAAAACUCCACUGAUUGUAGCUUUAAAAACGUAGCGUCCAAUACAGCGGGUUUCAGAGUAAACUAUCUCAGACAUUGUAAAGUUCUAAAGAAAAUCCGUCAAAAUUAGAAAACAUCAGAUAUGAUUACUAAUUGUUUCAGUGUGCUGUUUUCCCCCUCUUUAUUUUAUUAUUAUUAUUAUUAUUUUAUUGUUUCACAACUGCUUGGUUGACUGUUUUGAGAUGAAUGUAAUAUAAAUGACAAUAAACUUAAUUUGAAAAAUG
This is a messenger RNA of Ictalurus furcatus (blue catfish), 3917 nucleotides long. It is a transcript of the gene ppp1r7, whose product is annotated as protein phosphatase 1, regulatory (inhibitor) subunit 7. The transcript has 10 exons. Lineage: Eukaryota; Metazoa; Chordata; Actinopteri; Siluriformes; Ictaluridae. The coding region runs from base 51 to 1088 and encodes 345 amino acids. Gene Ontology annotation, molecular function: protein binding. The record is from RefSeq and is a predicted model, not a curated record.